UAUUUUAAAUUAUUUAGGCUCAAGCCGCACACGUCCCAAAUACUCCAAAGGGGUCAGGCACGAUGGGAAUUGUUAUGCCGAUGUAUACUUUUGGGAUAAUUUGCUUCUUUGUCUACACCUUAAUGAAGCUCGUUUCCUGGUAUUUCAUGGUCAAUGUGACUUGCGACUAUGUGUAUUCGUGUCUCUGCAUCCUCUUUAAAAAGCCGGCUGACGAGAUUUCUCCUCCCGUGAAACCUCAACCCAUCCUAAAAGAUCUGAUUGACCCAGACCACCGGAAGUAUGGAGCCUACUCCUCCUCCGAGGAUGCAUACCCCAACGGAUCCGAACGGUCGAAGAAGGUCGUAGACGACUACAAGCAGAAGGAGGAUGCAAAUAGGAGGAAGGCUUCGGCAGGUGCUGCUGCAGGAAAAAGCGACACUUUCAAGGGUCGACUAGAACGUGAAACAGUUUCCCAAGAAGAAGAUUAUUCCAAAGAUGAUGAUGGCGACGACGAGAAGAGUGAAAUUCACAAUACUGAUUCUUGGUCGCCGAAUGAAACUACCACGUCGUCUUCUUACGAGCCCUCGUCAUCAUCUAUGGAACAAGAUACGAUGAUUUUAGCCGCAACGAAAAAAGCCGUACCUCCAACCUUGACCGUGCAACCACCCACUCCGUCCACGCCGCCUGUGGCGUCAGAAAUUUUUGUAGAGCCGCAAAAAAUACCUGAGGUUGCAACGAUAAUUGAGCAUGACGAUAAUAAAACGACUACCACUACUACUCCUGGCGACGAUAAGACAGACUUUUUCGUUGAUAACCCUCCCCAAAACCCUAGCGAUGAACGACUAACGCCAGAACAGCUAACAUCCGCUGCUCUAUUUUUUGAUGAAACGAUAGAAAUUUCCGACGCUGAUUUUGAACAUGUUUCUUGCCCAACUGGAAAAUUAGACGCUUCCCGACACGAUGGACAACAAGAGGACAAAAUUGACGACGAACUUUCACCCGUCAUCAGUGCUACUCCACCUUCCCCGCAACUUGUCGAGUAUGCUGGAUCCUUGGCUAACCGCAUUUUGGCCGAUGCCACAAGUGAUGCAUCAUCCCCCGCACAAGUCGUCACGCAAGAUGUCCUCCUCACCAAGCCGGGCGUAUCUGAUAAUAACGUGUCAAUCCCCGCAGCUGGUGAAAGUAGUAGGAAAGAGGACGUUUGCUCACAAGAAUCUCAUCCUGGAGCUCGAGAUCGAGAUGCCAUUGUGAAAGCUGUGCAAGGAAUUCUUGACCAAGUGUCCGCGUUGGGACAGCAAGCGUCGAAAAUUGAGACUGAUGAAUUAACAAAGAUAUCACAAAAGAAUGAAGAGUCUCGUUCUUCGUCUAAGCCGGAAAAAGAGGUGGACUUAGAACAACCCAAAGGCUCAAUUAAGGAGGAAAAUAAAAAAUCCGAAGAGAAAGCAAAGUUGGAGCCGGAACGAAAAUCUUCCGUGAAACGACAUCCCAGUGCAGAGAAAGAGGUGACGUUCCAACUUCCGGAGGCCAAGAAACCGGAAGUGGAGGAUGACGAAGAGGAAGAAGAAGUUGAGGAGGAGGAGGAGGAAGAAGAGGAACCCGUACGACCCCCAACGCCGCCGAGACACGGCGGUUCGAAAAAGUCGAAACAUAACCAACACCUCAGCCCAUCCACCACCACCACCACCAAUGAGUCAACCACCAACCACACCCCCGUUCUUGUCCCCCCUGAACUUAUCCUCUUUGCCCAACAACUAUCCUCGCAUAUUAUACAACAGAGUGCGGCUGCUGCAAUCGCGUUGGCUAAACAGGCCUCCUCCCCACAAUCUCAACAACACCGAGAAAUCCUCUCAGUCCUCGGGAUCGAAGAAACGGCGGAGAUGGAGUCUGGCGAAAAGUGGGACGAUCGAACGCCAACGCCCACCUUCCGAAUGGCGACGCCUCCCGUGCCCCACCGGGCGCCAUCUCCUCCGGAGGAUAUCCCCUCCAUUUUUCUAGAGGGACCACUCCCCAUGGCGGGACAGCAACUAAUGGUCUCAGACUCCCAGGUGGAAAUGGAAGGGGGAGAUUAUGGCGAUGACUAUGAGAAUAACACGGCGCCAAUAAUCCUAUCUGGGAAGGUAACCCUUUCAGUGAUUUCUGGUGGGGGAGGUGCCCCCGACGAGAUUACGGAUGCCUCCUCCCUCUCGUAUGAUGACAAAGGGAAGAAUAAAAACAAAACGGCAAUAAAGGCAGAAAAGGGGCUCAGCAACGCGAGGAAAACGCCUGCCUCGACUAGUCAUAAGGAGUACGAAGACAUAAAGAAAGGUUUCAAAAAUGACGAGGACAGCGAUGAUGUUGAUCUUACGACAUAUUUAACGGCCGAAGCGGACAACGACGGGCAGAACAAUAAGGAGGACACGGAAGGUGACAUUUCCGUCAUGGGUAAAAUUGAAGAACUUCCCAAAGACGAAGAGUAAUAACUGAUGACGAUCAAAGAUUUUGUAAAAUGACUUCAACAAUCAACCUGAAAUUACUCUUAACAACAAAGGUGGCGAUACAUAAUAUUUAUCUACAGCUAUAACACAGCUAAUCAUCGACUCUUCCUCUUAUGUGUUAGAUAAUGAUUAAUUAUGAGAUCACGUCUAUGCAUGUACUCUUAAUUUACCUGUGUAAUUAUUAUUAUUGGAGGAAUAAAAUUGUCCUUGACUAGUCAA
Messenger RNA from Folsomia candida, 2672 nucleotides. RefSeq names its product ABC transporter F family member 4. Lineage: Eukaryota; Metazoa; Arthropoda; Collembola; Entomobryomorpha; Isotomidae. The record is from RefSeq and is a predicted model, not a curated record. The coding region runs from base 63 to 2435 and encodes 790 amino acids. The transcript is spliced from 12 exons.